Glossina fuscipes is the source of this 2534-nucleotide messenger RNA. RefSeq lists its product as uncharacterized. The transcript has 2 exons. The record is from RefSeq and is a predicted model, not a curated record. Bases 37 to 651 code for a protein of 204 amino acids. NCBI's taxonomy places the organism in Eukaryota, Metazoa, Arthropoda, Insecta, Diptera, Glossinidae.
UGCAUAGUUUAACAUCUCUGUUUUUACCACUAACAUAUGGUGUUAUUACUUGCAUUUUCUAACGUUCGCUCAGCGUGUAAAGACUCUGAUGAUGAAGAUGUUCAAAUAAAUUCUAGCUGCAGCAAAGCAAGUAAUACAUUGUUGCAAUAUUCAGCAGCUGAUUUGCAAGAAGGGCAGGUGUCAACCAGAAGACGGCCACGUAAGAGCAUUUUGCAAACAAAGCCUAAUACGGAAAUCCAAUUUGAGACCAUCGCUGUAGAAAAUGGGGAAACGAAUCUCGUCGGAUAUUCAUCAUCUGCUCAGAAUUCAGCUUCACGAGGUUCAAAAGUAUUUAAAACAACCCCGAAAAUUUUAGCAGCGAAACCACCGUCAGCAUUAGACGUAAUUGACAAUGCUUGCGAAGAUUUUUUAAAUUGCUCUGAAACGAAAGACCUCAUGAACUCCAUCGCAGAAGAACGGGUGCGAAUUAAUUGUAUGUUAUCGUUGGCCGGCAUGCCCGAAAUAAACUUUUCAUUGUAUACUUUAUUCGAUCGUUUGCAAUUCCAAUUUGAUGAACGUCUAAAGCUACGUAAAAUGCGUAAUUGGGAUCCAACACAAGUGCAAGAAACUCGUCUUAACUUACAAAACAAUACAGACCAGGAGACAACGUAGAAUCUUUUAGUUGCCCUUAAAAUGUCGCAAACUAGUGCAGUGAUAAGAAUCGGGAAUACUUAAAUGCUUAGAAAUAAUAUACUAAAAAUAAAAGAGUGACUUGAAAUCAUAUCUCGAUCCAGUCCACCGCAAUAUUAGAUAUAAUUAUAAAAAUUUUACAAAAUUGAGGAAUAACAAUAUAAAAAAACUAUAAAUAAUUUACAAUAUUUUUAAAUGGGAAAUGAGGAGCGAAUUUAUCUAACCGAAUUCGAAAAUAAUGCUUAAAUGCCAUAUUAUGAAAUACAAUCAACGUCGAGUCCGGUUCAAGGACAGAUUCUCAAUUAACAACAGUUUAUAUCGUGGGUUUUUAGGCGAUUUGCGGAGUAUGGUUUUGGUUUAAGACUGUCACAUUUCCUUCGACAACAGCGAAUUCAAAUUUCUCCAUGCGUUCUCUAAAGUAACAAAAUUCGAACUUAAAGUACAUUGCAACAAGUGGUACACAAAAAAAAAAAAUAGUGGAAUUAGCAAAAUCCAAAGGUUGUGGCAAUUUUUUAGUAAAAGUAGAGAAGUAUUAUAAAGCAAUAAUAGGGCUUACUUUUCCCAAUAUGCCGUCGAAAACUAGUCGUUAUUACUAUCUCUUACGCAGAAUAUAAAUUAAUUGCGAAGCGGACAACUGGUCCUUUCCGAUUACAUACAGGAGAAUCUACACCUUGGUAUCACAAUUGAAAGAAUUCCACGAAAUAUCAAGAAACUAUUAACAGAAUCUUUCCCCUUAUAAAUAAUGAAAGCGAAAAAGCAAGCAGCCAAAUGGCUGUUAAUAAACAGCAUUACUGCUUUUGUUGGUAACAAAAGCAAAGGAAGUCUGGUUUGAAAUUGAAAAUAGAUCUUGGACCAUUUAAAAGUCACAAUUUUAUUCAACACCCGAGGUUAUUAUCUGUUCUCUCUCCUAGAAAAACGCUGAAUUAUAUUCCCGCAUUCAAUAACAAUAGAAUGUGCAGAAAUUAUAUCUGCAUUAAGGCAACUCCUAAACAUUCAUUACCUUAAGAAAAAAUGUACACAUUUUUUAACUUGCUUCUGUGUAUUGAGUUGCGUGCGAAAUCGUUCAAGUUCGUCAAAAUCGUUGUAACUUAUAUCUAAAGCCAUAAAGACGAAUCAAAUGUUCAAAAAAAAAACAAAAAAUUACACUAUAAUAAUGAUGCUUAAAAAUUGCAGAAUUUGUUGCGAAAAUAAUACAAAAGUAGCAUUGGCAUCGAUUGCAACUAUACUACAAUGUGCGACAAUUUUUUCGUCUUGCUAUAUGAGCUCGUCUUACAUCUUCGAUGUCGAAGCUCGGUGGAUCGUCUAAAAAAAACAGCGAAUUCUAUUGAUGUGUAUGAAAGUUGUUAUUACAGUAUUUAGUGUUUUCAACAGCUAACUACAAUUUUUGAACAUUUCUUUUGGUCGCUGCCGAAAGAAGCUGGGAAGAGUCGUGAACGUUCGUGCAGCGCUGCUGAACUCUUGCGACCACUACAAAAUGAAAGAACAUGGUUUGAAUACUGUAGGCGAUCUACGAAGGUGAUAGUAGUUAUGUUUGUAGGGAGGCACUUAAUUGAACCGGUUGGGUGAGGAAGUGAGAGGAUUGUUGGCACAGAACUUAUAAAUAUUAUAACAAACUGAUAAAUAUAAAGAAUUUUUAAAAGUUAAAUAAUUGUUGAAAGUAUUACUUCCUAUUUUGAUUUAGGAAUGAUUUUUCUGGAUCUUCUUUAAUAACCCGCAGCAAUUAAAUAAAAACGUCUUGUAAAUCGAUUAUGAUCAUAUCAAUAUUCAAAUUCAUUUAUUAUUUUAUGGCCUGACACAAAUUCUACGUAACUUUAUUUUCAGUUUAUUUUGCAUGCUUGUCAUUGUUUAACGCAUGUGGUUUGUUG